Coprinopsis cinerea okayama7#130 is the source of this 1380-nucleotide messenger RNA. RefSeq lists its product as hypothetical. The record is from RefSeq and is a predicted model, not a curated record. Gene Ontology annotation, cellular component: GID complex; extrinsic component of membrane. The transcript is spliced from 4 exons. Bases 1 to 1380 code for a protein of 459 amino acids. Gene Ontology annotation, biological process: protein catabolic process in the vacuole; protein targeting to vacuole; proteasome-mediated ubiquitin-dependent protein catabolic process. Lineage: Eukaryota; Fungi; Basidiomycota; Agaricomycetes; Agaricales; Psathyrellaceae.
AUGCCUUCAGAACAGGUCGUCGCCAUCGUCCAGGACGUCCAGCUCGACAUUCAGCAACCUCAAAUCAAGUUCUGCUCGUUGUGUGCGACCGCCCUCUCCGACGUUGUCCUCCACCCUCUGGCCGACGCACUCGUAUGUGCCCACUGUCGCGAAUGCAUUCGGGGAACGCGCCCGUCCCUUAUCUCAUCCAACGACCAGCGUCCAUAUCGCUUGCCGCUCGAAGGCGCCUCGAAUAACGUACAUCGUCAUACCGCCUCGCACGAGGCUGCCGGUCCCCAGCACAACCAACACCCCACGAGGCGUCUUCCGGACGUAUCCCAAACUCCAAGUCCCUCACAAGACCCACGCACAGAAACAGCGCCAAUAGCCUCUUCUUCAGCGCCGCAAGCCUGCCACACAACCCCAGCUAGUCAAUCGCUGUCCCCGGCGACGGGUCAGACAACAAAACAAUUCGCCCAGUUACAACCUAUAGUGACAAAUCCCACCUCGACCAACGGAUCAUCCUUGUCGCAUCCAGCGACGAGUAAGGCGCAUUCCCCGACACUGCCUUCAUCGACGACAUAUUACGCAUCGCCAUCGCCAGUCGUCCAGGGUGCCGACGCUCGCCGACCGCCUACUUUGGCCCAACCAGUGCAUGAUCCACUUGUCGACAUCACACGGCUACGGGUUCGGUCUCAGUCGCAUCACUGCCUCUAUCCUGGGGCGACCUUUGAGGGAACGCAGAAGAGUGGGCGCAAUAGUUAUGAUGUCACGGUCACCAUCGUUGAUGUGGACUUCCAGAUGUCGACUCUGUGCGGAUACCUGCGGAUCCGAGGGUUGACUGACGAUUGGCCAGAGCUGACGACGUACUUUGACGCAGAGAUCAUUGGGCCUCGAUAUGGGUUCCUGACACAAAAUUGGGGAGCGUCGGAACAUGAGGACAUGGUCCACUGGGCUCGAUUCCCGGCUUUCAAACAUGUGAAGCAGGAAGCGAAGCGGCCACAUUUGACAAUAGACGACCGUGACCGGGGUGCUGUCUUCAUGCGAUGGAAGGAGCGGUUCCUCGUACCCGACCACAAUGUACAUGAUAUCAACGGAGCGAGUUUCGCAGGAUUUUACUACGUUUGUGUGGAUUUUAACACUCAAGGAGGCAGUACAACGAUUGAAGAAGGCGAGGCCGAGGCAUCUGCAUCGUUACCCAUCGCCAAAGAACCUCGAAGGCGACGAGAAUCCAGUGUAGCUCGCAGUCGACGAAGCAAAUCUAGGCCUCGCAUCGCACCUAUGCCUCCCCCAGUGGCUACCAUGAGCGGCUUCUAUUAUCACCAAAACUCCGAGCCGUAUCAGCAGCUGUCUUUGACGCAUGUACCAGAAGGAACCAGCACGACCUUCGAGUUUCGAUGA